AUGGUCAAGAACCACUUGUCCCCUUUUAUUGCCAAACGCUUCAGUAACCAGGGAGAACCUGCCAUUACGGUCACCCAGUCCAACAUGGAAACCGAGCAGAAGCACCAGCAGGACAAGGUGCCGGGAAGACCAAACAAGGAAGCCACCCCUGCCUCCGGGGAUGCCUGCAGGACCGGGAAUCAAGAUCCUGCUGCCUCCAUUCCCACGGUCUCCAGCGAUGCGUCUCCCUCGGGCGCCGCCGCCCUGAGCAGCAGCAAAGCCGGUUCUACCGCUGCCGCCAUUUUCACUGCCGAUGAGAACCCGGGGCUGCCCAUCAUGGCUCCUGUUUCGGCGGAAAGGCAUUCUGACCUCCAGGCCUGCUGCAGUCUUCACGAAUACCUUGGAUGUGAGGUGCCUGAGGGGGGCAGCCAGGCUGCUGUGGGGCCACCCCCGAAGGCCACUGGCCACGCCGAGCACCCAGCCGGGACCAAGAGCCCCUGGAACAACCGUCGUAGGAAGCAGCCCUGUGGCAACCCGGUUGCCUGGGCUCAGAAGCCUCCAGGGCGGUGUCUGUUUCCUAGGCUUUUGCCGCUGCCUUCUCCGGGGUCCCAGCCCAGCAGCCGUCGCUAUUCCCAGGCUUCUACGUGGAGUCAGGCAACCCAGCCAGGCCCUGCACUCCUAAGCCGUGCCUCCGAGGCAAGGCCUGCUAGCCAAAGUUUCAUCACCCUGCCAGCUUCUGCUCGCCACAGAUACGCAUCUGGUCCAGGCCCUGUCUUCCGACGCUGCACCGCCCCGCCAGGCCUGCCUUUUCCACCAUUUGCCAUUCAUCUAGAUCCUGCUCGUCUAGGCCCUGAAUCUGCGCCAGGCCCCGCUCCGCGAGGUCGUCCGUCUGCGCCAGGCGCCGCUCGCGGAGGCCGUCCGUCUGCGCCAGGCCCCGCUCCGCGAGGCCGUGCGUCUGCGCCAGGCCCCGCUCGCCGAGGCCGAGCAUCUGCGCCAGGCGCCGCUCCGCGAGGCCGUGCAUCUGCGCCAGGCCCCGCUCGCCGAGGCCGAGCAGCAAGGUCAACCCCUGCUCGUCGUAGCACCAGCAUGACGCCAGGCACUGGCCGCCUUCUCAGCCGCCGCUCUGUAUCUGGGCUAGCUGAUGAGAAUCCUUCCUGUGGGGCUGGGUUACGAAGGCUUGCCUUUCAGAGCAGCUCAGGCUCUCCUGAUUCCGAGGUGCCAAGCAGUCCUUCCCCACCUGUUUGGCGUGCAGUCCGUAUGCGUGCCUCCUCACCCUCACCCCCUGGGAGGUACUUCCUUCCCAUCCCUCAGCAGUGGGAUGAGAGCUCCUCCUCCUCAUCCUCCCCAAGUAGGCCUCCUGGCACAAGUCCCUCCUCCUCCCCGACUAAGAUUUCUGGGCAGGGUUCCUCUUCCUCUUCCCCUGAGUUUUUGGGCCUGAGAUCUAUCUCCACUCCUAGCCCUGCUAGCCUUAGGCGUGCCUUGUUGCCUGAGCUUUAUGCUCCAAGCCCUGUCCCUCCAGAAGAGCAGGCAGAAAUAGAGAGCACAGCUCAUCCCCCAGCACCACCUGAGCUGUGA
Molecule: messenger RNA, 1554 nt
Organism: Saimiri boliviensis boliviensis (Bolivian squirrel monkey)
Lineage: Eukaryota; Metazoa; Chordata; Mammalia; Primates; Cebidae
Source: RefSeq, a predicted model, not a curated record